This is a messenger RNA of Etheostoma spectabile (orangethroat darter), 528 nucleotides long. RefSeq names its product condensin-2 complex subunit D3-like. Gene Ontology annotation, cellular component: condensin complex; condensed chromosome, centromeric region. Gene Ontology annotation, molecular function: histone binding. Lineage: Eukaryota; Metazoa; Chordata; Actinopteri; Perciformes; Percidae. The transcript is spliced from 4 exons. Bases 1 to 528 code for a protein of 175 amino acids. The record is from RefSeq and is a predicted model, not a curated record. Gene Ontology annotation, biological process: meiotic chromosome condensation; mitotic chromosome condensation.
AUGACCUCAAACCUUUUUUUGGAUUUCUGUACUUUGUUGGUAACAUGGCUACCUUGUUCUUUGUGUUGGUCAUUGACAGAGUGCGGGGAUGAGCUGCCAGCAUCACUGCCUCUGUCCCAGUUCAAAGCUAACUCUCUACCAACCAGAGUCCGAGCUCACGGAGUCAUUGCUUUAGGUAAACUGUGUCUGCAGCAUGAGGAUCUCGUCCAAAAGUACCUGCCGGUGUUUGCCAGAGAACUUGAGGUUGGGACAGAGGUUGCCGUGCGCAACAAUGUGGUUGUGAUUAUGUGUGACCUGUGUGUUCGAUACACCAACAUCGUGGAUCAUUAUAUCCCCAACAUCUCUGGUUGUCUGCGGGACAAUGAGGCUGUCAUCAGGGAGCAGACCCUCAUCAUGCUGACCAACCUGCUCCAGGAGGAAUUUGUCAAAUGGAAAGGCUCCCUCUUCUUUCGCUUCAUGGUGGCGCUGUCAGUCAUAAUGGAUAUAACCGACAAGAAGGAAGGGGGGUGUGGGGAGAGAGAAGUUUGA